GUGCUUAACAUUUGUGACUUUAUUUUGUGCCGAUGAGAUGGACAGCAACACCAUAGGAAUAAUUUUUCUACUCAUUGCAACAUCAUUUGCAACGUCAAAAUCAAUCGAAGAUUAUGAUAGCAAUGAUGUCAACGGAAAUAUAAUUAAUGAUGGAAUACAAUCAUCACAUGAUUAUUAUGGAGAUUACAUAGACGAUAUGAAAAGCAGCAGUGAAAUGACGAAGCGAACUCCGGAAAUUUAUUACAAUGAUAAAAGGAAUAUUCUGAGUGCAUUACGGUCCAAGAUGAGACGAUCAAAUAAUAUCAAGCCUAUUGAAGAUGUUGAAGAUAAAUAUAAAUUUGCACCAGUUCUAUCAGUUGAUGCUCUGAAUAAUCUGAACGGAUUCUUUGAUAAUUUGGCAUCAAAUAUUCACACGAUGGAAUCAAGAAACUUGCUACCAAAUCAAAUGAGAUUGCUUGGUGAAUCAGAAUAUCGUCCAAGAACUGAUCCUUACUCAUCAUCGGCUGCUUUUAUCAAUUCAGUUCGCUCAUAUGCUCCAUCGAAAAGCAUAAGGAAGCUGCUUUCCUAUCAACCAGAAUCCCAUCGCAAUUCAAAUUUUUAUGAUCCAGUUUACAGCCGUCUCGGUUUAGGCAGACGCUAAUGAAGCAGGAAGAACUUAAAUGAACUUUCCUGAGUGCUGUCUGUUGAUGCCAUGUCCAUCUUAAUAAUGGAAAAACUUUAAAGUUUCACUCAAUUAAAUGUCCAACGAAUAAACAUUUCUCCAGUAUUAUUCUCAAAUUAAAUAUAUAUAUUAUAAGAGAUAAAGCUAUGAUAAAUUGACGAUUAAGUUUUAUGGGAAAAAAGGAAUUAGC
Messenger RNA from Chironomus riparius, 851 nucleotides. The record is from the annotation of a GenBank genome assembly. NCBI's taxonomy places the organism in Eukaryota, Metazoa, Arthropoda, Insecta, Diptera, Chironomidae.